Notodromas monacha is the source of this 1437-nucleotide messenger RNA. NCBI's taxonomy places the organism in Eukaryota, Metazoa, Arthropoda, Ostracoda, Podocopida, Cyprididae. The record is from the annotation of a GenBank genome assembly.
AUGGUGGAAGCAUUGCUUGGAAAAGGUGCUGCUGUUGAUGCAAGGGAAGAAAGAAACUCAACCCCAUUACACAUUGCUGCACAAAAUGGUCAUAAAGAGGUGGUGGAAGCAUUGCUUGGAAAAGGUGCUACAGUUGAUGCAAGGGGGGUGAAGAACUACACCCCAUUGCACCUUGCUGCGCAAUAUGGUCAUAAAGAGGUGAUGGAAGCAUUGCUUGGAAAAGGUGCUGAUGUUGAUGCAAGGGAAGAGGACAAGUGGACCCCAUUACACAUUGCUGCACAAAAUGGUCAUAAUGAGGUGGUGGAAGCAUUGCUUGGCAAAGGUGCUGCUGUUGAUGCAAGGGAAGAUAAAAACUGGACCCCAUUACACUUGGCUGCAUAUAAAGGUCAUAAAGUGGUGGUGGAAUCAUUGCUUGGAAAAGGUGCUGCUGUUGAUGCAGAGGAAGAAGACAAGUGGACCGCAUUACACUUUGCUGCACAAAAUGGCCAUAAAGAGGUGGUGGAAGCAUUGCUUGGAUAUGGUGCUGCUGUUGAUGCAAGGGAAGAAAGAAACUCAACCCCAUUACACAUUGCUGCACAAAAUGGCCAAUUUCUCCACCACCUUCGUAACGAACCUUAUGGUGCUGCUGUUGAUGCAAGGGAAGAAAGAAACUCAACCCCAUUACACAUUGCUGCGCAAUAUGGUCAUAAAGAGGUGAUGGAAGCAUUGCUUGGAUAUGGUGCUGCUGUUGAAGCAAGAGAAGAAGACAACUGGACCCCAUUACACUUGGCUGCAAAAAAUGGUCAUAAAGAGGUGGUGGAAGCAUUGCAUGGAAAAGGUGCUGCAUUUGAUUCAAGGGAAAAUGGAAAAUGGACCCCAUUGCACAUAGCCGCAAAAAAUGGUCAUAAAGAGGUGGUGGAAGCAUUGAUUGGAAAAGGUGCUGCUGUUGAUGUAAGGGAUGAUAAAAACUGGACCCCAUUACACCUUGCUGCAGAAAAUGGCCAUAAAGAGGUGGUGGAAGCAUUGCAUGGAAAAGGGGCUGCUGUUGAUGCAAGGAAUGAUACAAACUGGACACCAUUACACAUUGCUGCAUACUAUGGCCAUAAUGAGGUGGUGGAAGCAAUGCUUGGGAAAGAUGCUGUAGUUGAUGUAAGAGGAGAAUACAACUGGACCCCAUUACACAUUGCUGCACAAAAUGGUCAUGAACAGGUGGUGGAAGCCUUGCUAGGAAAAUGUGCUGCAGUUGAUGCAAGGGAUGAUAAAAACUGGACCCCAUUACACAUUGCUGCAAAAAAUGGUCAUAAAGAGGUGGUGGAUGUGUUGGUUCGUAAUGGAGCAGAUGUCAAAGCCAAAACUCAAAAUGGGGCAACUCCAUUACAAUUGGCGGCAAAAAAUCGUCAUAAGAAGGUGGUGGAAGCAUUGCUUGGAUAUGUUGCUGCUGCUGAUGCAAGGGAAUAA